AUGGCUAUUCCUCAAGGCAGAACUAUCAAAACCCUCAAGGGACAGUUUGUUCCGAACAAGGAGCUCAGCGACUCGCAAGAUGAGAUCAUGGCUCUGCAAGGUGUACCCUACGCGCUCCGACAGAUUCAAAAGAUUGCCAAGAUCAAGCUCGGCUUCUCCAUGGAUCGCUACUACCCCGAAAAGGCCCCGGUCGACAACCAGGAGCUGUACCAAAUGAGCAUGACGUCGGAGAUCUCGGGGCUGGGCAUCAUGAGCACGGCGCCGCUGCGGGCGCUGGGGGUCAAGACCAAGAACACGGAGACGCACGUCCUCGACGGGGUAGAGUUCACCAAGGACGAGCCCGUCGUCGGCAGCCUCACGAUCCGCAUGCGCCUGUGCACCGUGGCCGACCUGGCCCGCGAGCGCGCCGAGCUCGGCGACUUUCUCGCGGCCGACUGGCUCGCCCGCACCGAUCUGGGCCCCGACGACCACGUCGUGCGCUGGUCCGUCCGCACCAAUGGCAAGUCAGGCAAGGACGCCUGGCGCUCCGAGCAGGUCUGGGGCAUCCUCGACGGUCGCUACACGGGCAAGAUUCAGAUGACCAAUGGGUUGGGCGAUAGUGCUUCCGCCACCUUGGUGUACGAUUACCUCGGCUGA
Molecule: messenger RNA, 636 nt
Organism: Pestalotiopsis fici W106-1
Lineage: Eukaryota; Fungi; Ascomycota; Sordariomycetes; Amphisphaeriales; Sporocadaceae
Exons: 3
Coding region: 1-636 (211 amino acids)
Source: RefSeq, a predicted model, not a curated record